This is a messenger RNA of Candidula unifasciata, 2637 nucleotides long. Lineage: Eukaryota; Metazoa; Mollusca; Gastropoda; Stylommatophora; Geomitridae. The record is from the annotation of a GenBank genome assembly.
AUGUUUUCUUUGAACAGCCGGAAGUCACAGCUGGACGAACACACGAGCUUCCUCAUGUUCACGCGAUAUGAGGACACAAGCACUUUCAACCUAGUCGGGGCAGUCUCCGAAACGUUGGGAGUGCCUGUCGAAGCCGUUCUGGAAAUCUUUGGCGAGUUCUUCUUUGACUACUGUCUGCGGCACGGCUACGACAAGAUGUUGCGUACACUCGGCAGUGACAUCAAGAGCUUUAUACAGAACCUGGACUCUCUACAUUCUCUUCUGGCCUUAAGUUACAAGGGGAUAUCAGCCCCGUCAUUCAGAUGUGAAGAUGGACUUAAUGGCGAACUGAUACUCCACUACUACAGCGGACGUCCUGGUCUCUAUCCUAUUGUCAAAGGGGUUCUCAAGGCGGUAGCUCGAGACCUCUUUGACCAGUCCGUAGAGAUGACCGUUCUGGAGCAGAAUAAAGAAGACAUUGGGUGCAACCAGUCUCAGGAACACACUGCAUUCAGAGAACUUGUCGAGUUUAACCCGGAGAAAAUUCUUCUGAGAGCUACAGAUUUCUGUUCAGCUUUUCCUUAUCACAUCAUUUUCGACAGGGAUCUCAGAAUCAGGCAAUGUGGCGAUCUGGUCCAGAAACACUCCAACACAACUGUCACAGAGGGUAUGCCACUGACCAAAGCUUUCAGCAUUGUCCAUCCUAGGAUGGUCCUCACCAUCGAGAACAUUCGCAAGUUUAUCAACGCCGUCUUUCUACUGGCCAUGAAGCCAAGUGAGAAUGGCAGAAAAACUUUCUUACUAAAAGGACAGAUGAUUUGGUUGGCGGACACCCAGCACAUGAUCUUCAUUGGCUCGCCGCGACUGACUUCACUCAAUGAGUUGUUGGAGAUGAACGUCUACUUGGCCGACAUCCCCCUGUAUGAUGUUACUAGGGAACUGGUGUUGCUUAACCAGCAACGGAUUGCAGAGAUCGACAUUGCGAAACGACUGGAUGAGACGACGGCGGAGUUGAAGAGAACAUCACAGGCCCUAGAGCAGGAGAAGUGCAGGACCGAAACCCUUCUCCACCAAAUGUUGCCUAGAAAAGUGGCCAUAGCUCUAACCAACGGGCGGAAGGUCGAGGCUGAGAAGUUUGGCCAGGUGACCAUCCUAUUCAGCGAUAUCGUCACUUUCACCAACAUCGCCUCCGCCUGUAGCCCCAUGGAUAUUGUCAGCAUGCUCAACGAGUUGUACCAGAGAUUCGACGCCCGCACUUCUCAACAUAAUGUCUACAAAGUGGAGACGAUUGGAGACGCCUACAUGAUCGUCAGUGGUGUCCCUGAGCAGACCCGCAUCCACGCCCAGCCUGUGGCUAACUUCGCUCUGGACAUGGUCGAAGACGCUGGUCUGGUUCGGUCCCCGGCGACUGGGCUCCCGCUACAGAUCCGAGUUGGUGUCCACACAGGCCCGGUGGUGGCUGGUGUAGUUGGGGUCAAGAUGCCUCGCUACUGCCUCUUUGGGGACACUGUCAACACAGCUUCACGCAUGGAGUCCCAUGGACUGCCUGGUAGGAUCCACGUCAGUCCAACCACUUACCAGGCUCUCAGAGGCUGGGGAUAUGCCUUCAAGCACAGAGGAGAAAUGGAGGUGAAAGGCAAGGGCAUCAUGGGCACGUACUUUUUGUGUGGGUACCUAGACCGGCGUCUCGCGGAACCCCAGGAUAACUUUACUGACCUAGACAUAUUCCAGGAUGGCACAGAGAAUGAGGACUACACAGUGUGGCCGAGAACUACGUCGCAAGAAAAACUAGAUAAAAAUGCCGAAAAGGAUCAAGAGAAUCUCUGUGAACCUUCUCAUGGGGGUGUUCACAGUUCUGACACCGAUAUAGAAUACGACGAAAGAGUAACUUUCAUUUCCAGCACGGAUUCAGAUCACAGUCCCAAGAAAGCGCCCAAUGUCCGGAAACAUGAGAAUCAAACACCCAAACUGCAAGAUAAUGUUUACAACAACAGCUCCCAUGUCCCGCUUGCCUGCAGCAUGCAGCAACAACAAAGCACCGGACAAAAGAAAUCCUCAAAUUCUCCACAACAAAAUGUGUGUCUGUUCCAAGGUUUAUCUUCACUAGCGUCAGACAUCUCCAGUGAAGUCCAUUCAAUCCGGAGAAAGAGUAUACUGAUCACAAAAUCAGUGAGUACACAGACCUCCCUGCUGGAUUCGCGUGUCCCAGAAGACUGUCUGUACAUUAAUGGUUCGUUUAAGAAUGAUUUCCGCGAAAGAAUAUAUACAGGAAUCAAAGACUGCCAACCGCAGGCUGAUUCUGUUAAAGAAUCGCUCUCACACGAAAUACCCAUCCUUGUUACCAACGACACGCUUUCAGACAAAGAAAAGGAACAAACCUCCACGCAAAAGAAUGGCGAGAAAAGGACGCAGCUGCAUUCUGAAAAUGUCCUGUGUAAUAAUGUACACAGUCAAUCCUCUGUUCAGACAGUCUCUGAGAGAGGAAAGAAAGGACAUUCCAUGUCGAAGGACGAACCAUUUUGUGUGUCUAGUCCAAAGAGUCCUCUGCACCAGGUAAGACCAUCGUCCACAUCUCUAGAAAACCUCAAGAGAUUUGACACAGAUGUCAAGAACAGACGAGCAAAGAAGCACCGCAGCAAGCUGUGCAAUAUAGUAUAG